Cheilinus undulatus (humphead wrasse) is the source of this 1780-nucleotide messenger RNA. RefSeq names its product fructose-1,6-bisphosphatase 2 (gene fbp2). Gene Ontology annotation, biological process: fructose metabolic process; sucrose biosynthetic process; fructose 1,6-bisphosphate metabolic process. Gene Ontology annotation, molecular function: fructose 1,6-bisphosphate 1-phosphatase activity. Gene Ontology annotation, cellular component: cytosol; cytoplasm. The coding region runs from base 67 to 1080 and encodes 337 amino acids. NCBI's taxonomy places the organism in Eukaryota, Metazoa, Chordata, Actinopteri, Labriformes, Labridae. The record is from RefSeq and is a predicted model, not a curated record. The transcript is spliced from 7 exons.
GGUAAUGAGGUCGCUCACUUGCUGUCUGCCCUGCACCCCUCCGGGAUACAAGGACCAGAACCCAGCAUGUCGGACCAGUCGGCGUUUGACACGGAUGUAUGGACCCUGACCAGGUUCGUCAUCGAGACCGGUCGCCAGGCCAAGGGGGCGACCGGUGAGCUGACACAGCUCAUCAAUGCCAUGCUGACUGCCAUCAAAGCCAUCUCCUCUGCUGUGCGUAAGGCAGGCCUGGCUCAUCUACAGGGCUUGGCAGGCUCUGUGAAUGUGACGGGGGAUGAUGUGAAGAAGCUGGACGUGCUGUCUAACGACCUGGUUAUCAACAUGCUGCAGGCAUCCUACGGCACCUGCUGCAUGGUGUCUGAGGAGAACAAGGAGCUCAUCAUCACGCCCAAAGAUAAAAGGGGAAAGUACGUAGUCUGCUUCGACCCUCUGGACGGCUCUAGUAACAUCGACUGCUUGGCCUCAAUUGGCACCAUAUUUGCCAUCUACAAACGGGUUACAGAGGGGGAGCCCACAGAUAAAGACGCCCUACAGGCUGGAAACAACAUAGUGUGUGCGGGCUACGCUCUGUACGGCAGUGCUACACUGGUCGCUCUAAGCACUGGCGCUGGCCUUAACUUCUUCAUGUUGGACCCUGCUAUUGGAGAGUUCCUUCUGACUGAGAGGAAUGUGAAGAUAAAGCCAAAAGGAAAGAUCUACAGUUUGAACGAAGGCUACGCCAAGUAUUUCCACCCCUCCAUCAACGAGUACCUCAAACAUAAGAAGUACCCUGAGGAUGGCAGCUCUCCAUACGGAGCCCGGUACGUGGGCUCCAUGGUGUCAGAUGUGCACCGCACCAUCGCCUAUGGAGGGAUCUUCAUGUACCCUGCCAAUGAGAAAAGUCCUAAGGGAAAGCUGCGGCUGCUUUACGAGUGCAACCCCAUCGCUUUCCUCAUCGAGCAGGCAGGAGGCCUCGCUACCACUGGCACCCAGAGGAUACUGGACGUUCAGCCUGAAUCACUCCACCAGCGGGUACCCUUCGUGGUUGGAUCCCCAGACGAUAUCAAUGAGUACCUGUCCUUUGUCCAGAAGUACCAGUAGGCUUAGCUCAUGUCAGUAGCAAGAAAGUAUUUUUGGACUUAAUAAAAAUGGAUAUAAAGAUUAUUUGAAAACAAAACAUAUGUGACCCUUACUGCUCUCAGAUUGUUGUUGACAGUAAAUCUUUUUAAAAAAAAUUAGAAUCCAUAGUUCAGUCAAAAAAUAUUUAAAUACACUAUUUUGUUUUUUUUAAAUAUAUCUUAAAUUUUUUUAAUUCCCUUAAUCACAACAUUUUAGUUUUCUCCUAACUUUUCUUCUUUCAUUGUAAGUCUUCAGACUCAUUCUUCUGUUUCUGCUUUCCUUCUCUGUGUUCCUUAUUUUCUUCCUCUGUGUAGUGCAAUUUUCCAUCUCUCCCUGUCAUCUUUAUUUCUCCUUGAUUCAUUUCCAUUAUUUGAUUCCUCGUUAUUUGUGUCUUCUCUUCGUGCUUUAUUCUCUCCAUUUGAUUUUUCAUCAUUUGUCAAGCACAAGUAUCCAAAAACAGACUGUCCUCUAAAUUAAGUCUUUUUCAUUUAUUUGAUCAAAAUCAAGUUUCCUGUGCAUAUAUUUCAUAAAAUGCUGUAACAGUGGAUAAAAUGAUUUUUUUAAUUAAAAAAACUUCAGUUGGAACCCACAGGAAAUUGACUUAAAGAUUAGCUAAAGUUUGUCUUGUCAACAAUCCAAAACUUUUAAAAGCAUAAAUAAAUAAAUAAAUUAGACAACUUGA